AUGGCCCCUAGUCGCUUUGAUCCACACAGAAAAGACCGAGCGAGAUAUAAUAAGAGAACACGCACACUGUUAUCCAAGGCAGAUGAGCUGGCGAAGCUCUGCAAUGCUGAUGUUUAUCUGAUCAUGAGUCAUCCACGUGGCACAACAGUUUACAACUCAACCGGGAACCCUAAUUGGCCUCCACCAGAUUCAGCUCUCGAGACUCACAGUCCGGGCCUAAAACGAGAAUCCCAGGCUAGUAUGACUGGUCCUUUGACUGACCCUGUUGUCGAAGAGUUGAAACGGCUCUGUGGAUACUUUGCCUUACGGGAAAAGCUUUUGAAAGAGAUAUCGACUGAGGAAUCCAUGUAA
Messenger RNA from Penicillium verrucosum, 351 nucleotides. RefSeq lists its product as uncharacterized. Bases 1 to 351 code for a protein of 116 amino acids. The transcript is spliced from 2 exons. Gene Ontology annotation, molecular function: DNA binding; protein dimerization activity. The record is from RefSeq and is a predicted model, not a curated record. NCBI's taxonomy places the organism in Eukaryota, Fungi, Ascomycota, Eurotiomycetes, Eurotiales, Aspergillaceae.